Molecule: messenger RNA, 510 nt
Organism: Phaeodactylum tricornutum CCAP 1055/1
Lineage: Eukaryota; Bacillariophyta; Bacillariophyceae; Surirellales; Neidiaceae
Exons: 1
Coding region: 148-405 (85 amino acids)
Biological process (GO): endonucleolytic cleavage to generate mature 3'-end of SSU-rRNA from (SSU-rRNA, 5.8S rRNA, LSU-rRNA); translation; endonucleolytic cleavage in ITS1 to separate SSU-rRNA from 5.8S rRNA and LSU-rRNA from tricistronic rRNA transcript (SSU-rRNA, 5.8S rRNA, LSU-rRNA)
Cellular component (GO): ribosome; cytosolic small ribosomal subunit
Molecular function (GO): structural constituent of ribosome
Source: RefSeq, a predicted model, not a curated record
CAAAAAGAUUCCUUUCAACCCCCGUCGUCGUAGAGCAUAAACCCUGUGUCACUUACAAAUCUUGCAGUCUCUGACACGUUGGCCGUUUUCUUUCUUUCGUUUCUUCCUUUUGUAUAGUGUCCAUCUCGCCAUUCGCACCUUUUUAAUAUGCAGAACGAAUCCGGUGACAACGUGGACUUGUACGUCCCGCGCAAAUGCUCCUACACCAACCGGCUGAUCGCCAGUAAAGACCACGGAUCGGUACAGAUCAACGUGGCCAACGUGGAUCCCGUCACGGGCGUCGCCACCGGAGACGCCACGCCCUACGCACUCGUUGGGUUUUUGCGGUUCAAGUCCGAAGGAGACAUGGCCCUCACCAGCCUCGUGCAAAAGAAAGAUGCCGAACUAUUGACCGUGGCCGAAUAAGAAAAUAGACAGGAUUGCUUCGAACGAGUGCUAGAUGUACGGCUUUUUGUGUUGCGGGGAAAGCACUAUUCCUUUACAGUUAGUAGUGUGUUUACGAGAGUCUCG